Molecule: messenger RNA, 630 nt
Organism: Colletotrichum tamarilloi
Lineage: Eukaryota; Fungi; Ascomycota; Sordariomycetes; Glomerellales; Glomerellaceae
Product: NADPH-dependent FMN reductase
Exons: 1
Coding region: 1-630 (209 amino acids)
Cellular component (GO): cytosol
Molecular function (GO): FMN binding; oxidoreductase activity
Source: RefSeq, a predicted model, not a curated record
AUGAGUGCCGCUAAGAAGGUUGCCGUCAUCGCGACGAGCACUCGAACUCCACGCAUUGGAACUAAGGUCGCGGAACUGGUGAAAGAUACCAUUACCACAGAUGCUACCACCAAUGGCAUCGAUCUGAAUCUUGUAGAAGUCUCUUCUUUCAGACUUCCCGUCUUCGAUGAACAGAUCAUUCCCGCUCAGGUCCCAGCUGCAGGUGACUUCGCCCACGAGCACAGCAAAGCGUGGAGCAGGGAAAUCGCCAAGUACGAUGCCUACAUCAUUGUGGUUCCAGAAUACAACUACGGCCUGCCUGGCGGCACCAAGAAUGCCAUUGACUACUUGUAUAACGAAUGGAUCGGCAAACCCAUUGCUGUAGUCAGCUAUGGCAUCAUGGGUGGCAACUCGGCGUCAGCGCAGGCGCAGAAGACGCUGGAGGGCAUGAAACUCCGGGUUGCGCCGACGCGACCGGCGCUUGCUUUUGCGGGUGGGGCCGGACCGGAUCUGGUAGCUGCCAUGGGCCACGGAGAGAUCGGGGAAGAGUCGCGGAAGAAGUGGGAGGGAGAAUCGGAGAGCAUACUCAAAGCCUUCGGUGAGUUAAAGGAGCUUCUCAACGCGCCGGCUCAGGCGAAGACGGAACCUUGA